GCACAAGCCACCCCCGCAAACGCCGACUGCUUUUUAUCGUGUUUCAUUGCGGCGCCAACGUCUCCACACCGCCCGACCGAUACACCGCCGUCCGUCGUCCACAGAACCGAAGCGCAUCGUGCGGCUUCAGUGUCGCCUCCCCUUCUGCGCGCAGCCAUGGCGUCGAAGAAGGGAAAGGACACCUCCGCGGAGCCGGACUACCACCGGCUCGUCAAGUCAUUGGCGGAAGACCCAACUGCAGGGCGCACCUUGGUGUUCCAGCUUGUCGGCAGCAUUCGCGAAGACAAGAAGAAGAAGGCCGAGGUCAAGGCCAUGUGGAACGCCUUGCACCAGACGGCGUCCUCCCCAGAGUUCAAGCGCAUCCGCAUCCCCGUGUUUGUCGACAGGCACAUCCUCAUCCUCCACCUCUCCGACGCAGCGUGCCACUAUGCCCAGGGUCUCGACAGCGCAGCAGCUGCCGUCUUUUUUCUUGACGUCUUCAGCGCCUUCACCCUCGACAAAAGCGAACAGAUUGCCACACUGCAAGUGUGCCGCUACUGUGGCGUGAAAGACAUUGUCGACGGAGCGGAAAAGUCCCUGGCCGACUUGGUCAAGGCGUUUAUGCUCAGCGGGGACCUUUCCACGUUUGACCCUGCUCUUCUCAGACAGAUGUCGACUCAGCUGCAGCGGGAAGACCUGUUCCGCAAGUACAACGUUGCGACGACGCAGCAAGUUCGCGCGUUCCACAAGAAGCUCUCCACAGAAGUUGCCAACAGCAUGCUGUUGACAAAGCACGCCCGCAGCCGUCCUGCCCGCGGUUCGUGGCACCAGGCAAAGCCCGCACACAUCCCAGACGACACCAUCAGCAAGGCGGCAAGCCUCGCCAAGCUUGUCCUUGAUGCCGGGUACUCUGCAACGGGCUCUGUAGACGCCUUUGUUGAUCUCGUGCGCAAGGCGCAGAUCACCCAGCUCACGCCGUCCAUCCUCGCGUUUACCCUUGCUGCCAUGGCCGCCAACCUGACCACUGCCAGCACCUCAACACAAGUGCAUGGCACUGACGUGUCAUGGGAGCACACGGACAAGCAGCUCUCAUCGUGGGAUCCAACCAUCAUCGUGGCUGCCGUCAACAAGCUGUCUCCCAAGUUUGACUGGGCGUCUGUGUCGCUGAACCUCGACUGCCCAUUCCCCAUCGCCACCCUCAGUGGUCUCGACUUUAUCUCCCAAGUCCUCGAGCGCGCUCACAAGGGCCCGUUUGACCUGCGCGGCCUGCAUGGCGCGUGGGCGAACGUGGAGAGCCAGCUUGCGCUACUGACGUUGGUGAUUGACCCAGCCAACGCCACAGACGAGCGCGUCUUCAACCUCUUCAAGCAGUACACGUACCGGGACAGCCCACGCGAAGGGCUCAAAAACAUCCACAACCUCGCCGAGCCGACGCUGCGCUGCUGGCUGUCCCUCGACCUCAUUGCCGCCCUCCUCAACGUCGGCAACUCCAUCCACUACGCCCGCGCGCGCCAGAUGUUCGCCCCGGCCAUGACCCACAUCCCCGACGUGCUCAUGGUGGGCCUGGCGUUUGCGUUUGCGCCGGACGACGUCGUGGCGCAGCACCGCCAGGCCGGGCGCACGGCGAGCAGCUCCGGGUCCACCUCCUCCAUGGCCUCGGGCUCGGGCCCCGUGGCCGGAGACGCCGCCGGCGCCGCGGGCGGUAACCCGCUGCAGGACGACCUCAUGCUCGCCCUCAUGGCCGUGUUUAUGGAGCAGCACCCAAACACGGCCCCCGUCCUGCAGAAGGUGCUCGCCGUCAAGGGCACCCUCGUUCUCCACGGCAUUGUCGCCUGGUACCGCAUGCAGCCGAGCCUGACCAGGCUGGAGCGCGUGUUUGUCGUCGCCCGCGACAUCAAGGCCAUCACCAACCUCCUCGACUCGUCAGACUUUGACUUUGUGCUGGAGCUCGCCGUGUACAGCUCCACCAAGGAGUUUCUGCACGUGCGCAAGUGGAUGCAGAACCAGCUCACCACCCUGCGCGGGCCCUUUGCCCUGGCCUGCCUGCGCUUCCUGCAGCGCAAGCUCACCAACCCCGGCCCCGGCUUUCCAAAGCUCGACCCGUCCCUCGUCAACACCAUGGUUGCCGCCCUGGAGAGCUCCUCGCUCGAGCCAGACAUUGUGCAGCACAUUGACAACUUCCGUACGGGCGUGCCGGAUGCCAUGAUCUCCAGCAUCCCGCCCCUGAACCAGGCCACCCUCCCCUCCCUCCCACACGUGGGAACCACGGCCACAGGCAACGGCAAGGGCGUGGAGACGCUCGUCAAGUCCCUGCCGCCGCUCUCCCCAACCCAGGGCCAGGGCCAGGGCCAGGACGCAGGCGCAACUUCGGCAGGCCAGGCAGCCUCCUCGUCCAUGCAGCGCCCGCCACCGCUGCUUCAGCAGCCGCCGCCGCCGCCGGGCCUCAACCCGGAGCCCUUGCCACCAUCACCCUCGGCCCAGCCGGGGUCGGCGUCUGAGCUCGUGCCGCUGCGGCCUGGUGUGCACCCCGAGGACGCGGCAUCCAAGGAGCUCAUGGACGCCAUUGCCGCCAACCUGUCGCUCGUGCAGACGGGGUCAAAGGCGCCGCACGAGUUUGUGGCCCACAUUGGGCCCUCGCUCGCCCCAAAGGUGCACGGCAACAUGGGCCGCGUCCUGGAGGUCCUGGUGCACGUGCUCUUCACGGACCUGCACACAAGCGACAUGAACAGCGCCGUUGCCACGCGCAUCAUCACCGAGGUGAUCAACUCCAAGGCCCUCGGCACCCACCAGCUGCAGCCCGUGCUGGCGUACCUCCUGCUCAUGCUCCAGUCCAACCCACCGCGCCACGUCCUUUCCGUCAUUGCCAACGUCAUGCAGGGCAGCCGCACAGGCCUCGCAGACUACCCGCACUAUGUGCAGCAGUUUACGGACGCGUUUGACAGCCUCGACUCGCCCAAGGGCCCAUCCGCGGCAGGCAGCCAUCACCCGCCGCACCAGCACCAGCAGCCUGACCUGGUCGGCUCGCAGCUCCCGCCACAGCACCAUCGCCCUCACCCACACCACAUGCCGCAACAGCAUCAGCAGCCGCAGCAGCAGCAGCAGUCGCGGUUUCAGCUCUUUUCCGUCAGCAACCCAAGCAACAGCAGCAGCAGCGCCGCCGCGGGCACGUCCCCACGCCAAACGCGCACGCAGCUUUUCUCCCUGAGUAACAACAACAACGCCGCCGGCAACAGCAGCAGCAACGGCAACGGCGGCAAGUCCAAAGCCGGCACUAGAGGCGGCACCAGCACGGGCGGCGGCGGAGACGGCGGCAGCAGCCUGGUGAGCCCCAACAUGGGUCACGGCGGGCCUGGAGGGGCGGGUGCCUCGGGCGCCAUGUCGCCCACCCCACGUCAGAUGACGGCCAAGCGGCGCAACAUCAGCUCCAUGCCCAUCCUGCCGCCCUCGCCCCGCAGCGUGCAGCGCAUCUCGUUUAUCUUCAACAACCUGAGUGAGGACACGGCCGCGACCGCCGCCAAGGACGUGGCGGGCUUUGUGGACGAGUACAACUACACGUGGCUGGCAAAGUACUUUGUUGACGAGCGCGUGGCCACGGAGGGCGAGCUGCACGCCCUGUACACCAAGCUGUACCUUGGGCUCAACCCCACGGUGCGCCGCGCCAUCCUCGACAAGACAUACGCCGCCGCCACGGCCAUUCUGCGAAAGUUCAACAAGGGCGAGCAACUGAGCAAGCAGGAGCGCACACGGCUCAAGCACCUGGGCAACUGGCUCGGCAACAUCACGCUCGCCCUCAACCGGCCCGUCGUCACCACCAAGCUCUCGCUCACAAACGCCAUCAAGUCCGCGUACCAGCGGGAUCUGCAGGCGCAGGCCAAGGCCGUAGAGGCUCAACCCCCACAGCAGCCGCAGCAGCAGCAAGCACAAUCACAGCAACCACAGCCAAAGAAGAAGAAGGGCCAACAGCAACAGCAACAGCAGCAGCAGCAAGGCUCGUGGGAGCACAUGGCCCUGACGGUGACCUUUGUGUGCAAGGUGCUGGAGGGCUGCAAGCUCAGUCGCGUUUUCCGGCGCACGCAGCCGUGGGUGAAGGAGGUGUUCUCGCUGCUGAACGAGGUACACGAGGCCGUGCCACGCUCGACGGUGCAGUUUGACGUCGAGCUGCUCUUCCGCCACGCAGAGUACGACCGGGACACCUUCCCAAAGUCGUCGGUGCUGGCCGGCAUCCAGACCACGCCGCCGCUGCACGACGGCCUGGGCACGCUCUCCUUUGUCGAGGACCUGACCAAGUUUGGCCUCACCCCGAUGCAGGCGUUCCAGUUCCGCAACCUGGUCCCCAACAAGAUUGAGUCUGUGCGGGAGUAUGUGACGCUGACGCAAGCCAUGCGCUCGAGCCUGGCGGACGUGCCCAACCUCAACAGCCUCGUCGUGAACACCUUCCAGGCGUGCCUGGCGGAGGUGGUGGUCUCGGCGCGCACCCGCGCCACCAACGUCGCCGUCACCACCGCGCACCGCACCCUGGCCAAGGACUUUGUCUACGAGCGCGACAUCAAGCUGUUCCGCACGACGGCGCUGGCCAUGGCGCAGAAGUUUGCGUCCAACCUCGCCGCCACCAUUGGCCGCGACUCGCUCAAGACAAGCUUCGUGCGCAAGCUCAAGGAGCAGUUUGGCGAGAGCAUGCGCCUCAGCUCGCAGCAGGAGAAGGACACGGUGCUGGGCAAGCUGGCUGACGAGAACAUGGGCCUUGCCACUGCGUUUCUCAAGAUGUCGUGCAUGGGUUCCGUGGAGCCCAUGCUGGACGACCGCUUCUACGAGGACUACGAGAUUCGUCGCAAGCAGGGCAGCGGGCCAUACUAUCAGCUGUGGGCGCAGCUCCCGGACGCCCUCAUGCCGCCCAAGUCGUCGGCAACCUUUGCCAAGCGCCUCAAGGAGAUGUUCCCCGACUUUAGCAACCCCAUCCUCAAGUCGGACAAACCCACGACACCCGACCUGACCAACAGGCCCGUCCCAGGCGGCAUCCCUGGCUGGAACGCAAACCAGCCCUCGUACCCGCCCGUUGACGUGCGCGGCACUGGCCACGGAGCUGCGCAGCUGCAGCAGCAACAGCAGCAACAGGUGGCGCAGCCGAUGCUGCAGCAACAACAACAACAGCAGCAGCAGCAACAACAACAACAACAACAACAGGCACGGCAGCCAAUGCCGCAGCAGGCUUCGCAGCAAGGCUCGCCAAGCAGGCAGGUGCAGUCAGCACAGGUGGGCCAGUCCCCGAACAUGCCGCCACCACAGCAGCAGCAACAGAUGCAGUCGCCCCAGUAUGCUGGCAUGGACCGUCGCCCCUUCCCGCCAGGUCUGCAGCCACCCAUGCAACAGCAGCAGCAACAGCCACAACAGGCGCAGUCACCACAGGCACCACAAGCGCCACAGCAGCAAGGGCAGCAGGGUGUUUCCCCGAUGCGUGCGGCCCAGGCGCCGCUGUUUGCUGGCCCCGCAGCUCAGCCCGGUGGAGGCCCGCCGCCGCCGCCCACGGAUGCGCCCACCAUCCUGGACCAGCUGCAGCGGCACGUUGACGCGCUCGUCUCCGUCGUCACAAAGGACAAGCACGCCCCGCACAGGCACAUGUCGGAGGCGCUGCGGGAGUUUAGGGCGCUGCUGGGGCCCGUGCCGGCCAAGGUGCAGGAGGAGGUGCUGGUGCGCAUGGCCAACAUGCUGCUGCGGCGCCUGUUUGAGGACAUGACGUCGCAGCUGCCCAUCCUCCGCGACGUGUACGUGCACGCCAUGCUGGCCCUGCGCGACUGGAACGACGUGUUUGUGGAGCACACGUCGCAGUGCUACGUGUCGAUGGACGGCACGCAGAAGGUUGACCGGUGGGACGACGUGGCGAAGCUGCUCUGCCUCAACCUGCUCUCCCCACCCGUGCUGGACCCGUACUUUGUGAAACUGAUGAACAACGGCAAGGAGGCCUUCUUCGUGAGCAACGUGGAGAGCAUCAUGCGCAAGACGGUCGUGGACUCGCGCGCCCUCCUCACCACGGACUUUCCCGAGACGAUUGGCGUGCUGCGGCGGCUGGCGCAGAAGCGCUCUGCAGAGCAGCAGCGGCACAAGGAGCUGGUGGCCAGCAUUGACGGCGUCGCUGCUGAGGAGGCGGAGACGCUGCGCGCGGCGCCCUUUACGGCGGCCAUGCUGCACGAGACGGAGGACGGCAUGCGCAAGAAGCCCCACCUGGAGCGCGCGCUGCGGCUGUACAACGAGUGGUUCACAGCGGUGUGGCCCAGCAACAACAUUGACUCGUUCCUCGAGCGGCUCACAAACAACCUGCUCAUCACGGAGAAGUCGAGCGCGGCGUUUUUCAGUGUGGCGGUGGACGUGUCGCUGACGUGGUCGUCGCGGCCGGGCCCCUGGGCGGAGACGAGCGACGCCGUGCGCGCCUUCUUCUCCCUGGUCUCCGCGUCCUUCUCCCGCCAGAUCAUCUCCCAGUCCAUCUUUGCCUACCUGCUGCCGCACAUUGCCCGCAUCAUGCAGAUGGAGUACUCCCGCGCCGUGCAGGCCGCUAGCAGCGAUGACGGCACCGCUGGCAUCAUGCAGUUCAACCAGCGGCCGUACCUGUUCCUGGUGGAGCGCCUGCUGGCUUACCUGCGGGCGGACGUGCACCCAUUUGACGCCAUCAACGGGUUCCUCACGUUCCUCAGCACCACGGCGCCGCCCAACAUGGAGCACUUUACGUUUGGCUGGAUGCACAUUCUGUCGGACCGCGCGUUUAUCCCGACGGUGAUGCUCGUGCCGCACGCAGACAACAUCCGCCGCGAGGUUGCCAACCUGAUUAUUGUGCUGCUGCGCUUCCUUGCGCCCCACCUGCACAAGGAGGGCCUCACCCCGCCCUGGCUGCGGCUGUACGAGAGCACGCUGCGCCUGCUCGCCGUCACCGCCCGCGACUUCCCCUUCUUUGUCAGCGAGUUUGCGUCCACCUUUGUGUGCUGCCUGCCGGCGUCUGCGGUUGCGCUGCAGAAUGCGGUGCUGUGGACGGCGCCGCUGAAGAACGCCGUGCCGGACAUGCCGCCACGCACCAUGCGCCCGCCCCCGCUGCGCAUCAACAUCAAGCCUUUGCUCGGGCAGCUGCGCGUCCCCAUGGAGGCGUUUUUCAACCAGCCAACGGCAGAGGCCGUGCCCGCGCCGCUGCUGACGCUUUGCCAGCUUGACGCCACGCAAGACACGUUCCAGCUGCUGUGCCUGGUGAUGCACGUGAUGGCGGUGCUGCAGACGCGCCACACGCGCGCGCCUACGGCCAUCACCCGCACCCCUGGCGUGGUGCUGCUGCGCCAGCUGCUCUCCGUGGACCGGCCAGACUUUGUGUACAUUGCCGCCUCUGCCAUGGCCACGCAACUGCGCUACCCGAACCCGCUCACGUCGUUCUUCUGCUACGCGUUUGUGGAGCUGUUUGAGCUUGUGCCAGACCUGAGCAAGGACAUUUUGCUGCGGGUGCUGACGGAGCGUGCGCUGACGACAGGGCCAACCCCGUUUGGCAUCAGCAUCGCCCUCAGCCACGUCUGCAAGGCAGACCUGCUCAAGAUGCCGUUUGUCAUCAAGAACCCGGCAGUGACGGAGCUGAUCAAGAAGAUCCUUGCGCACAUCCACGCACACGCCGGCCCCGGGCAGCAGAAGCAGCAGCAGGCCACUUCAUCCUCGGCCUGACGUGCUGUGCUGCAUGACGUGCAAGAUGAGCAGCAGGAAGCACGUGCCGUGGUGAUGAUGUGUUGAGUUGGAUACGCUGAGGGCGCAGGUGUGCUCAUGCUAGUGUUGUUCGUGGUUGGGUCGCCACGUCGUGUGCUGCAAGCAAAACGCUGCCGCGUUCUUGGGUGUUUGUUUGUACCGCUUCUACAUUCUGACACCCCUCGUAUCGUCUGUGUCUUCUCUCUUAUUUGCUUCGUCUGCCCCUCUUUCAGUUGGUUUCUUUUGUGCAUUUGAGCUUCGAAGGCAAGCAGCCACUCAUGUUUUGGUGUUGUAGAUGUCAAGUGCUUUCUUACAAUUGAUUUUUGUGUUUCGCAGCUUCAUGUGACCCCUUUGUGUAACUUCCUCGCUGUUGCUUCUCCUUUUGUGGUUUCAGUUGCAUUUCGUCAGGCGUUAAUGUCAUCCUCGCACAUGUAGCUCUUUCAUACACAAAGGGAAGCCAGGAA
Molecule: messenger RNA, 8144 nt
Organism: Salpingoeca rosetta
Lineage: Eukaryota; Choanoflagellata; Craspedida; Salpingoecidae
Exons: 12
Coding region: 157-7662 (2501 amino acids)
Biological process (GO): nuclear-transcribed mRNA catabolic process, deadenylation-dependent decay
Cellular component (GO): CCR4-NOT core complex; P-body
Molecular function (GO): molecular adaptor activity
Source: RefSeq, a predicted model, not a curated record